Pleurotus ostreatus (oyster mushroom) is the source of this 408-nucleotide messenger RNA. It is a transcript of the gene SMD2, whose product is annotated as mRNA splicing protein. Gene Ontology annotation, biological process: spliceosomal snRNP assembly; RNA splicing. Gene Ontology annotation, cellular component: catalytic step 2 spliceosome; precatalytic spliceosome; U4/U6 x U5 tri-snRNP complex. The coding region runs from base 1 to 408 and encodes 135 amino acids. The record is from RefSeq and is a predicted model, not a curated record. Gene Ontology annotation, molecular function: RNA binding. NCBI's taxonomy places the organism in Eukaryota, Fungi, Basidiomycota, Agaricomycetes, Agaricales, Pleurotaceae. The transcript is spliced from 5 exons.
AUGAGGCAAGUCGUCCGCAUAUCGUCCCAAUACGUGCAUGUACCAAAAUCAGAACUCGACGAGGCGCAGCUUCGUCAACUAGAGGAGCAUGAGAUCAGCCAAGGGCCAUUGUCAGUAUUGCAACAGGCAGUCCGGAACCAUACACAAGUGCUCAUCUCGCUGCGAAAUAACAAGAAACUCCUGGCUCGCGUGAAGGCUUUUGAUCGUCACAGUAACAUGGUUCUCGAAAACGUGAAAGAGGUGAAUGGCGCGUCUGCAUUCAACGUUGACACUUACAAAGACCCCCUUCAGAUGUGGACAGAACUGCCCAAGGGUAAGAACAAGAAGCCUGUGAACAAGGAUCGCUUCAUCAGCAAGAUGUUUCUGCGCGGUGACUCCGUGAUUCUCAUUCUGCGUAAUCAAGCUUAG